Octodon degus (degu) is the source of this 1102-nucleotide messenger RNA. Its product is annotated as HLA class II histocompatibility antigen, DM alpha chain. Lineage: Eukaryota; Metazoa; Chordata; Mammalia; Rodentia; Octodontidae. Gene Ontology annotation, cellular component: membrane; MHC class II protein complex. The transcript is spliced from 5 exons. Bases 75 to 866 code for a protein of 263 amino acids. Gene Ontology annotation, molecular function: MHC class II protein complex binding. The record is from RefSeq and is a predicted model, not a curated record. Gene Ontology annotation, biological process: positive regulation of T cell activation; immunoglobulin production involved in immunoglobulin-mediated immune response; antigen processing and presentation of exogenous peptide antigen via MHC class II.
UACCACUGGGGGAAGGAGUUGGGGACCUGGGUCUACAGGGUUGGUGUCAUCUGCCUACAGUGUGGUGUGAAGGCAUGGAUCAGAAGCUGAGCCGAGGUGCUGUGCUGCUGCUGCCGCCGCUGUUACAGCUUCUGUGGCUGCUGCCCCACUCCUGGGCUGUUCCCGCAGCUCUCAUCCCAGUGUGGCAGGAGGAGCUGCAAAACCACACGUUCCGGCGCACAGUGUUCUGCCAAGAAGGCUUUCCCAACAUCGGGCUCUCUGAAAGCUAUGACGAGGACCAGGUUUUCUCCUUCGAUUUCUCCAAGGACACCCGGGUGCCUCGCUUGCCUGAAUUUGCUGACUGGGCCAAGGACCAGAGCGAUGCGGCUGCCAUUGCAUUUGACAGAAAAUUCUGCAGGGAUAUGGUCCAGGACCUGGACCCGUAUUUCAAUGGGAAAAUCCCAAUGUCCAGAGGCUUCCCUGUCCCUGAGGUGUUCACACUGAAGCCCCUGGAGUUUGGGAAGCCGAACACACUGGUCUGCUUCAUCAGUAACCUCUUUCCCCCCAUGCUGACGGUGGACUGGCAGCACAAUUAUGACCCAGUGGAAGGAGCUGGACCCACUUUUGUCUCAGCAGUCGGUGGACUCAACUUCCAAGCCUUUUCUUAUUUAAACUUCACACCAGAACCCUCUGACCUCUUCACCUGCCUGGCCACUCAUGGAAUUGACGGCUACACUGCAGUUGCCUAUUGGGUGCCCCACAACGCUCUGCCCUCUGAUCUCCUGGAGAACGUGCUGUGCAGUGUGGCCUUUGGCCUGGGUGUACUGGGCAUCAUCGUGGGCACUGUCCUCAUCGUCUACUUCCAGAGGCCUUGCUCGGGUGACUGAUUCUUCCCGACUGGAGUUUGAUGCCAACAGCGUGUCCCAGCAGAGGAAGCGCAGAUGCUCAAGUCCUGUGCAGGAUAUUUCCUCAGAACAGGAAAAGUUCCCGACAUUGCCCGAGGGAUGCGGAGUCGGUGUCUCAGGCGGGGCCACGAGGAGCCUUGGUUUUGCAUCCUGAGGAGCCCAUCACAGCCGCCUCCCUUCCUACUUUGAGGCAAUAAAACCCAGUCCUAGGUUCUUAA